AGAGCAUCAGUAGAGUAUUCAGGGAGAGCAUCAGUAGAGUAUUUAGGGAGAGCAUCAGUAGAGUAUUUAGGGAGAGAAUCAGUAGACUAUUCAGGGAGAGCAUCAGUAGAGUAUUCAGGGAAAGCAUCAGUAGACUAUUCAGGGAGAGAAUCAGUAGACUAUUCAGGGAGAGCAUCAGUAGACUAUUCAGGGAGAGCAUCAGUAGACUAUUCAGGGAGAGCAUCAGUAGAGUAUUCAGGGAGAGAAUCAGUAGACUAUUCAGGGAGAGCAUCGGUAGAGUAUUUAGGGAGAGAAUCAGUAGACUAUUCAGGGAGAGCAUCAGUAGAGUAUUCAGGGAAAGCAUCAGUAGACUAUUCAGGGAGAGAAUCAGUAGAGUAUUUAGGGAGUCAAUCAGUAGAGUAUUUAGGGAGUCAAUCAGUAGAGUAUUUAGGGAGAGCAUCAGUAGAGUAUUCAGGGAGAGCAUCAGUAGAGUAUUUAGGGAGAGCAUCAGUAGAGUAUUUAGGGAGUCAAUCAGUAGAGUAUUUAGGGAGAGCAUCAGUAGAGUAUUUAGGGAGUCAAUCAGUAGAGUAUUUAGGGAGAGCAUCAGUAGAGUAUUUAGGGAGAGCAUCAGUAGAGUAUUUAGGGAGAGCAUCAGUAGAGUAUUCAGGGAGAGCAUCAGUGGAGUAUUUAAGAGAGAAUCAGUAG
Molecule: messenger RNA, 684 nt
Organism: Lottia gigantea (owl limpet)
Lineage: Eukaryota; Metazoa; Mollusca; Gastropoda; Lottiidae
Exons: 1
Source: RefSeq, a predicted model, not a curated record